GUUAUUACGCUGCGUCACAGGAAACAAACUGCUCAAUUUCUGCGAUCAAAACUCAAUAAUCCGUAUUUAAAUCAAUAAUCAGGAUUUAGGUGAUUGAUAUCCGUCUAUAGUUCGGUCUGACCGGACAACACGAUGAGUUCUACCGGCGGGAAAACAGCUGCGCCAUCACCGUGUUUCUAACUAACCGCGAAACUGGACUCUAUUGUCUAUUAACUGCUUUCUACUGUCGGCCGAGUUGACCUCUGACCUCCACCAUGAGCUCCAGGGUGUGCAGGAGCUGCGGGGGCUCAGACAUCGACGUAGAUCAGGCGCGGGGCAGCGCUGUGUGUACCAGCUGUGGGUCGGUCCUGGAGGACAACAUCAUCGUUUCCGAGGUUCAGUUUGUGGAGGGAAGUGGAGGAGUUUCAUCUGCUGUGGGACAGUUCGUCUCUGCCGACGGUCCAGUGAAGGCUCCCCUUCUUGGUUCGGGUUUUCACACCAGUGUUGGGAAAGAGUCCAGAGCCCAGACACUGCAGGGCGGGAAGCGUCAGAUCCAGCAGCUGGGCAGUCAGCUGCAGCUAAACCAGCACUGUCUGGACACGGCCUUCAACUUCUUCAAGAUGGUCGUCAGCAAACACCUGACACGAGGACGUAAGACGGAGCACGUCAUUGCUGCCUGCCUCUACCUGGUGUGUCGCACCGAGGGGACACCACACAUGUUGCUGGACCUGAGUGACCUGCUGCAGGUAGGACAGACCCACACAUACUGUACAUAUUUAGUUAUAUAUAUAUAUAUAUAUAUAUAUGUGUGUAUAUAUAUAUAUAUAUAUGUAUAUAUAUAUAUAUACCCAUGGUCAAAAGUUUUGAGGAUGACAAGUGUUGGUUUUCACAAAGUUUGCUGCUUCAGUGUUUUUAGAUCUUUCUGUCAGACGUUACUUUGAUAUACUGAAGUAUAAUUAAAAGCAUUUCAAGUGUCAAAGGCUUUGUUGACAAUUACAUUAAGUUUAUGCAAAGAGUCAGCUGUUGUUGGAUGGUUGGGACAAGUUGCUCUCUGGAUGUUUUGGUUCCAUUCUUUAUUCGUGGCUGUGUUCCUGAGUGAGCCCACUCCCACAUAUGGUCUCAGGAUGCUUUACUGUUGGCGGGACACAGGACUGAUGGCAGCGCUCAACUUUUCUUCUCCGGAACAAGCUUUUUUCCGGAUGACCUAAAUAAUGGGAAAGUGAAUUCAUCAGAUAAAAUUACUUUCCCCGGUCGGCAGCGGUCCAA
Molecule: messenger RNA, 1245 nt
Organism: Cottoperca gobio
Lineage: Eukaryota; Metazoa; Chordata; Actinopteri; Perciformes; Bovichtidae
Product: transcription factor IIIB 90 kDa subunit-like
Exons: 5
Coding region: 255-920 (221 amino acids)
Biological process (GO): DNA-templated transcription initiation; transcription by RNA polymerase III; transcription preinitiation complex assembly
Cellular component (GO): transcription preinitiation complex; nucleus; transcription factor TFIIIB complex
Molecular function (GO): TBP-class protein binding; RNA polymerase III type 3 promoter sequence-specific DNA binding; RNA polymerase III general transcription initiation factor activity
Source: RefSeq, a predicted model, not a curated record